AUGGACGGUCAUCGCGCGCCGUCAUUGCUCGGUUCGUUGGACAAGAAGGAUCCUGGCCUUGAUCUCACGGACCUGGAUCGACAAGCCAAGGCCAAACGCGUCUUUGUCCCGCAACCACGACGGGUGACAUCUCCCGAAUUGAUCUUUCGUGGCGCUUCCCUUGAUCGGUACGAAGACUAG
Molecule: messenger RNA, 180 nt
Organism: Aphanomyces invadans
Lineage: Eukaryota; Oomycota; Saprolegniomycetes; Saprolegniales; Verrucalvaceae
Exons: 1
Coding region: 1-180 (59 amino acids)
Source: RefSeq, a predicted model, not a curated record